AUGUAUUCUGAUAACAUAAGUCUUGAAAGACUGACAGAAACUGAUAUUUCCAUAAGGUUAUCUAUCUCUGCUUUUCUGACCUACACUUCAGACAAGGAUCGGCUCAUCCAUAUUUUUAGUUUUAUGAUUGCGCCAGAGUCAAAGAGAUCUUAUCGUGAGAGACCCGGAGGUGACCGUGGCAGAGAAGAAACCAGUCGUGCGGGAGAACUUACGGACACAGGCCCUUUUUCCCUGUGUUGGCUUUGUGCAAUGGGCUGA
Molecule: messenger RNA, 258 nt
Organism: Nezara viridula (southern green stink bug)
Lineage: Eukaryota; Metazoa; Arthropoda; Insecta; Hemiptera; Pentatomidae
Source: the annotation of a GenBank genome assembly